AUGGAUGCCCUGGUCCGAUUCCUGCAGCUGCUGGUGCUGCUCCUGACCCUGCCCCUGCACCUGUUGGCAUUACUGGGCUGCUGGCAGCCCCUGUGCAAAACCUACUUCCCUUACUUGAUGGCCGUGCUGACCAUCAAGAACAACCGCAUAAUAGAGGUCAAGAAGCGGGAGCUCUUUAGCCAGAUCAAGAAGUUUGCAAGGGCCUCUGGGAAUGUGGCCCUGCUGGAGCUGGGCUGUGGCACCGGGGCCAACUUUGCAUUCUACCCACCCGGCUGCAGGAUCACCUGCCUGGACCCAAACCCGCGCUUUGAGAAGUUCCUGAGAAAGGGCAUGGCUGAGAACAAGCACCUCAAAUAUGAGCGGUUUGUGGUGGCUUCCGGAGAGGACAUGAGACAACUGGCUGAUGGCUCCAUGGAUGUGGUGGUCUGCACCCUGGUGCUGUGUUCUGUGGAAAGCCCAAAGAAGGUCCUGCAGGAGGUCCAGAGAGUGCUGAGGCCGGGAGGAGUACUCUUUUUCUGGGAGCAUGUGGCUGAGCCACGUGGAAGCUGGGCCUUAAUGUGGCAGCAAGUUUUAGAGCCUACCUGGAAACACGUGGCGGAUGGAUGCUGCCUCACCAGAGAGACCUGGAAGGACCUGGAGAGCGCCCAGUUCUCUGAACUCGAAAUGGAGCGACAACCCCCUCCCUGCAAGUGGUUACCUGUUGGGCCCUUCAUCAUGGGGAAAGCUGUGAAAUAA
Molecule: messenger RNA, 735 nt
Organism: Trichechus manatus latirostris (Florida manatee)
Lineage: Eukaryota; Metazoa; Chordata; Mammalia; Sirenia; Trichechidae
Gene: TMT1B
Product: thiol methyltransferase 1B
Exons: 2
Coding region: 1-735 (244 amino acids)
Molecular function (GO): S-adenosylmethionine-dependent methyltransferase activity
Source: RefSeq, a predicted model, not a curated record